This is a messenger RNA of Lagopus leucura (white-tailed ptarmigan), 2190 nucleotides long. It is a transcript of the gene SLC6A15, whose product is annotated as solute carrier family 6 member 15. Gene Ontology annotation, molecular function: proline:sodium symporter activity. The transcript has 11 exons. NCBI's taxonomy places the organism in Eukaryota, Metazoa, Chordata, Aves, Galliformes, Phasianidae. Gene Ontology annotation, biological process: sodium ion transmembrane transport; L-leucine transport. The coding region runs from base 1 to 2190 and encodes 729 amino acids. Gene Ontology annotation, cellular component: plasma membrane. The record is from RefSeq and is a predicted model, not a curated record.
AUGCCUAAAAACAGCAAGGUAGUGAAGAGAGACCUAGAUGAUGAGGUCAUUGAGUCAGUUAAGGACCUCCUCUCUAACGAAGACUCUUCAGAUGAUGCCUUUAAGAAGAGUGAGCUGAUGGUUGGUGAUCAGGAAGAAAAAGAUGUGGAUGUUGAAGAAGGCUCAGAUGUGGAAGAUGAAAGACCUGCUUGGAAUAGCAAACUCCAGUAUAUUCUGGCACAAGUUGGAUUUUCGGUAGGAUUAGGGAAUGUGUGGCGAUUCCCAUAUCUGUGUCAGAAAAAUGGUGGAGGUGCCUAUCUUGUGCCAUACUUAAUCUUGCUACUGAUCAUAGGGAUUCCGCUCUUUUUCUUGGAGCUUUCUGUGGGGCAGAGAAUCCGCCGAGGGAGUAUCGGUGUAUGGAAUUAUAUCAGCCCUAAACUUGGAGGAAUUGGAUUUGCAAGCUGUGUAGUAUGCUUCUUUGUGGCUCUGUACUACAAUGUCAUUAUUGGAUGGAGUCUGUUUUACUUUUCCCAGUCUUUUCAGCAUCCGUUGCCAUGGGACCAGUGUCCUCUAGUAAAAAAUGCAUCCCAUACAUUUGUGGAGCCAGAGUGUGAAAAGAGUUCUGCGACAACCUAUUACUGGUACAGGGAAGCACUGAAUAUUUCCAGCUCUCUGUCAGAGAGUGGAGGUUUAAAUUGGAAGAUGACUAUCUGCCUGCUGGCUGCCUGGGUCAUGGUAUGCCUAGCCAUGAUCAAAGGCAUUCAGUCUUCUGGCAAAAUCAUGUACUUUAGUUCCCUUUUUCCUUAUGUGGUGCUCUUGUGCUUUCUGGUCAGAGGACUGCUCCUUAAUGGAUCAUUGGAUGGAAUUCGUCAUAUGUUCACACCUAAGCUUGAAAUUAUGCUGGAGCCCAAGGUCUGGAGAGAAGCUGCUACUCAGGUGUUCUUUGCCUUAGGGCUUGGAUUUGGUGGAGUCAUUGCCUUUUCAAGCUACAACAAGAGAGACAACAACUGCCAUUUUGAUGCUGUACUGGUGUCCUUCAUCAAUUUUUUCACUUCUGUGCUGGCAACCUUGGUGGUGUUUGCAGUUCUGGGCUUCAAAGCCAAUAUCAUAAAUGAGAAAUGUGUUAUCCAAAAUUCAGAGAAGAUUUUAAAACUUCUGAAAACAGGAAAUCUGAGCCAAGAUAUGAUCCCACAUCAUAUCAAUUUCUCAAGCAUUACAGCAGAAGAUUACAAUUUAGUUUAUGACAUUAUUCAGAAAGUUAAAGAAGAAGAGUUUGAUUCACUAGGCUUGAAAUCUUGUAAAAUUGAAGAUGAGCUUGACAAGGCUGUUCAAGGAACUGGUUUAGCUUUUAUUGCCUUUACAGAAGCAAUGACCCACUUUCCUGCUUCUCCCUUCUGGUCGGUCAUGUUCUUCCUUAUGUUGGUAAAUUUGGGACUUGGAAGUAUGUUUGGAACCAUUGAAGGCAUCAUCACACCCAUUGUUGAUACUUUCAAAAUUAGGAAAGAAAUUCUUACUGUCAUCUGCUGCUUGAUAGCAUUUUUUAUUGGCCUGAUCUUUGUGCAGCGCUCUGGAAAUUAUUUUGUCACGAUGUUUGAUGACUACUCAGCUACUCUGCCCCUGCUUAUUGUGGUCAUUUUGGAGAACAUUGCAGUUACCCGAAUUUAUGGAAUAGAAAAAUUCAUGGAGGAUCUGAAAGAUAUGCUUGGAUUUUCUCCAAGCCAGUAUUAUUACUACAUGUGGAAGUAUGUUUCACCUUUAGUAUUGUUAUGUUUGCUGGUAGCUAGUAUUGUCCAAAUGGGAUUAAGUCCUCCUGGCUACAAUGCAUGGAUUGAAGAUACGGCUACAGAAGAGUUCCACAGCUAUCCAACAUGGGGAAUGAUUGUCUGUAUAUCUCUGAUGGUAUUAGCCAUACUGCCAGUCCCAAUAGUCUUAAUAGUGCGCCGCUGCAACCUUAUUGAUGACAGCUCUGGUAGCUUGGCAUCUGUAUCCUACAAAAGAGGCCGAAUAAUAAAGGAGCCUGUUAAUCUGGAGGGAGAUAAUACAAGUCUAAUUCAUGGGAAGAGUCCAAGUGAAGUGCCAUCUCCGAACUUCGGGAAAAACAUAUAUCGAAAACAGUCUGGAUCACCAACUCUGGACACUGCUCCAAAUGGACGCUAUGGUAUCGGAUACUUAAUGGCAGAUAUGCCUGAUAUGCCAGAAUCUGACUUGUAA